This is a messenger RNA of Aspergillus pseudonomiae, 3204 nucleotides long. RefSeq lists its product as uncharacterized. The record is from RefSeq and is a predicted model, not a curated record. The transcript is spliced from 3 exons. The coding region runs from base 1 to 3204 and encodes 1067 amino acids. NCBI's taxonomy places the organism in Eukaryota, Fungi, Ascomycota, Eurotiomycetes, Eurotiales, Aspergillaceae.
AUGAUGAUGGAUUUCCAGAAACACCCUCCCCAUCCAAUAUAUCAUGCGCAUCCUUCGACGAUCUUAGGCGCGUCCCACGAUCCUCGCCUCGUUGCUCCGCCGCCACCUCGUGCCUACGCACCACCACCGCCUCCAUCAGCACGCGUGUAUUACGAUGCCUAUAACCGACGCGAACACGAGAUGCCUCGCGCGGUGCCGGUAUAUCACCAUCCAGUGACUACUGCCCCAUCGAUCCCUGCUUCCUCCGCCUCAUAUGCCCACGAGAGUGUCUCGGCGCCGUAUCGAACAGAGAGCAACGGGUAUCUCGUAUCACAGGCGAACCCUGGUUCGAUGAGGAAGCACACGCUGGACGGAGGAUUAAAAGAGUCUAAUAAUCGUCAUAAUUAUAGUUAUAAUGUUAAUCAGCCCAGCAACCAUGACCGUCGUAUGGUAUAUCGUGAAGGACCCCAAGAACAGCCCUCCGCACCUCCCUUAGGCACUCGUCGGAUGCCUCCUCCGUCUCCACCACAACAUUACCCCUCACGGGGCCAAUCCGGAAAUGCUUCUUCUCUUUCCACAGCUUUUUCGUCCCGUGAGCCUCCCAGCAACCCGGCUCAUCAUCGUCCUGGUAGCAGCAUGUCGAUAUCGGCAAUGCUUGGCUCGGACGCUGACCGUCCAGCCCGGGAUGUAGGCUCAUCAUCUAUCUUUUCGCGUAUUCCAGUGUCAUCCGCACCGUUCAGCAGCGCACCUCCUCCGUCGGCUUCCAGUGCAAUGUCGCCGCCUACCGUCCCAGCGAGACCCUCUCCGCUUGAGUACCCAUCCUUCCGGCGAUCGCACACGCCGGAGAAGUCGUUUUCGAAGGCCCAACUGGGGAGGCCAUACCGGUCUAGCUCGGGUGGAAUGUCUCAGCCGUCCGUGGCGGAACAAACCAAAUUCGGAAGCCUGUCGCGCGUCCCGCCCUCGUCGCAGUAUCCAGAUAAGCCCAGUUCCGCGCAUCAUUCGCCCCAAGUGUCGUCCGCCGAGCCUCCAUACAACGAGACGCGUCGAUUCAGCUUCAGCGCACCCGCUCCUCGACCGAACAGCCAGCCCCAGCACCUCGAGGCGCCUCAGCGGCCGGCGGGGUAUAGUCCACUGGCACGAUCGGCGGCUGCACCGGAGGGCUUUGGAGGAGCGCACCAGCGGCAAGCGUCCUACAUGGGCCAGGAGUCUCAACACGGCCGGUUUGGGGGGAUAUACGUGGAUCGGCACAUGGAAGAACAGGCGCACCGAGAACGAGAGAGAGCCAUUGCACACGAGCAAGAGUCCAAGGCGACACACUCUCAAUCACGGUAUGGUCCGUACGGCGAACGGGACCCGGCAGCCUCCCGGCCGCAGACUGCAGCGACGUGGGAGCUUGGUCGCUCGCAGCCACCAUCACCCGAAGCUAAGCGUUUCCCCGCCCCUGAGCCCGGCUCCGGAUUCGGGUUCGGCGCAAUUCAAAGCUACACUAAAUCUUUGGGCUCUCAACUGGGAGGCUCACGACAACCUCCCCUGUCGAUCCAGCCCCGUCAGGGUCAACCUACGCCGCCUCCUCAUGAGCAGCAGCCAUAUCUGAGCAAGCUCCAAACCGAACAGCGUCUAUUUAGCUCGACCCCGUCCGCUGGCCCGUCAUCUUUGGCUCGUUCCGCUUCGUCAGAUGACCAACGGCGGAAGGGCAGCGAUGAGUUGCUCCAGCACAGAACCCUUCUCGGGGUCGGCCUCGACGCGAAACGAGGUGGGCGAGCGUCACCUUUACCCCAAGCGGUACAAGGUGCCCAGGCCCAGAUCCUUGGGCCAGCCGGCGAGGCCGGUAUCAAGAGCGAACUUGGUCGGGUCUUCUCCGGUAUUGGCAGCGGUGUGGGCGGCGUGACCGCCACCACAGGCAGCGGCCCUUCCACCCCAAUGGUUGCCAGCCCUUUCAAGCGUGACAGCGUCACUGCGAAGUCAGUCAACAGUGAACCAACUACGGAUGAGACCAAGAUCGGUCGACCCACGUCGGCAAAUGGCAAAAGACCACGGAAGUCCCGGGACGAAGAUGGUAGAGCGGAGACUGAGGCGGGUACAGAUGCACGGCUGGCUGCCUCGGCGCGUGGUAGUCGUCGGGGUCGUCACGUUCACCAUCACCAUCAUCAAGGUAUCUCAAUUAGAGUUAUGUUAACAAUACCAUGCAGCCAUCACCAUCAUCGCCAUAAGCCCGAAGAAGAAACAAGCGCCCUGGGCGCCCAUCGUGCCGUCGCUUCACUGAAUUACUUCCACCGGGCUUCAACGCAGGCCGAUGCAGCGGCGACGGCUAUGGGUCAUCACCACCAUCACCAUCACCAUCACCACCAUCAUACACCACGCCCUGCUACAGCCAACCCGCCGGCGGUGACGCCGAUGCGUGAACCCAGAACCGUGGUCAAUAUUGAACCCGUUUUGUCGAGCGUGGCCCAUCUCCCGCGCCAUCAUCUCGGGUCAACCUUAUACGCUCCCCGCCUUGGAGUCCCUACAGAGAAGGCUACCUUGGAGAGUGCCAAGUUUGGCUACACAACCACCCCGCUUCCCCUCCCACGUUUUGAAGGCAAAGAAAAUUGCACCUUUACCAUCCGAGUCCCGCGUUUCCGCAUUGAUUCCAGCCAUCGCGAGGAGAUCUGCGCUCGGCGUGCGCUCUGGGGUACCGGCAUCUACACCGACGACUCGGAUCCUGUUGCGGCAGCCAUUCAUUCGGGAUUCAUGCGCGGGGCGUGGGGUGAAGAUAUCGAUGCUGACAUGCUUGAUUUGGAAAUCAAGGAUGCCUACCAACAUGCGCCCAAGACGGCCCAAGAUGUCGGGCUGCCGGAGGGGGAUCGACCUCGCGUUCCGCCGGUUCCUCCGUCAGACAAGGACCUACAUAUCAUACUUCUCAUCCUGCCCCGGUUGGAGCGGUAUGAUUCAAGCGUGCUAUUUGGCCUCAAGUCACGACCCUGGGAUGGAACGCAUGAUGGGAUGAGCUUUAAAGUGCUACGGACUGAGUGGGUCGACGAGGGCGUUGGUCGAGGCGAGGAGCGUAGUGGAGAAGCACGGCGAAAACGGCUCCGCAACAUGAUGCAGACCGGUCGGAUCUGCACCGGUCCUGGCGUGUUGAAAUUGGAGCACCUCCGCAAUGGUAUUCAGAUCACGCGACAGAAGACGAAGGCCAUGGAGAGUCAAGAACCCCAGCCGGCUGCACCGGUCCAGACGGUAUCAUGA